Messenger RNA from Terrapene triunguis (Three-toed box turtle), 1737 nucleotides. RefSeq names its product lactamase beta like 1 (gene LACTBL1). The transcript is spliced from 6 exons. The record is from RefSeq and is a predicted model, not a curated record. NCBI's taxonomy places the organism in Eukaryota, Metazoa, Chordata, Testudines, Emydidae. Bases 28 to 1737 code for a protein of 569 amino acids.
AGAGGGAGGAGUCUCCUUAGGCUCUCGAUGAUGGAAGUGAAGUGGAUCCAUGUGGCACUAAUCUUCUUUUUCCUGCUGUCUGUGGCCAUGAUGGGCUGCUUCCUGUGGCAGUACAGCCUCCCCAAGGAGGAGCCCGGCCCAUCUGCAAUGGAGGUGAGAUCAGAAGCAAUUCAGAUGUGUCCCCGCUAUCCAGAACCUGUACCACUGGACCACCCAAUCCCAGUCCUGAAGGAUGCGCUGGAGAAGGUGGACAUGCUUCUGCGCCAUAAAAUCCAUAGCCCAGGCCUCCCGGCCAUGUCUGCCAUUGUUAUCUACAAUGACACUGUGCUCUGGACAGGCAACUUUGGGAAGAAAAAUGGCUCUGACCCCUUCUCCGCAAUGCCCAAUGAGUACACCAUUUACAGGAUUGCCAGCAUCUCCAAGAUCUUCCCCACUAUCAUGCUCUACAAACUGUGGGAGGAAGGGAAGGUGACCUCUCUGGAUGACCCUUUGGAACGCUAUGCCCAGAGCUUCAUUAUUAAAAAUCCUCUGGGGCGACUCAAGGAAUCUGAACAAAGAUACACAGCGGAUGGACUGAUCUUCCUGGAGAAGGGGUCGCUGCCCCUCAAGCCAUCGCCUGUUACACUGCGCAGGAUGGCUAGCCAGCUCUCAGGGCUGCCCAGGAGGCUGCGGUCCACCAGUCUGCUGUGGAGAGGAAGCACGCAAGAUGCCCUCGCUCUCCUGAAGGAUGAUGUUCUGGUAGUUGAUCCAGGAACCAGGUGCCAUUACAGUAAUUUGGCCUUCUCUCUGAUGGCCCACGUGUUGGCAGAACAUGCCGCCGAAGGGGAGUACCAGCGGUGGGUCUCAGAGAAUAUCCUGGACCGCUUGGGCAUGGAGGACACUGGCUUUGAUAUCACACCCCCAAUCCGUUCCCAAAUGGCCGUCGGGUUCUAUAGCAGUGGGCAGCCGGCCCCCCUUUAUGACUUGGGCUGGUACAGGCCAUCUGGCCAGAUGUACUCCACAGCUGCUGACCUUGCCAAGCUGGCAAUGGUCUUCCUAGGCACCUACCACCGGCGCCUUUUGGAGCCGGACACGGUGAAGACGAUGCUGACGCCCCUUUUUAAGUGCUCCAGUGAAUACUUUGCCAACAAGACCGGCACACCCUGGGAGAUCAAUGAGCAGCUGGGCUAUGAUAUCAUCAGGAAGGAUGGCGACCUCGAUGGCUACUCAGCCACCUUCUCCCUUGUCCCCAAGCUCCGCUUAAGCUUCAUAGUGCUAAUGGCAGGGCCUAGGCCCCAAGGGGGAGAUAUUGUGACUCAGACAUAUGAGUACCUUAUCCCUGCCAUGGAGACAGCGUUCCGGGAGGCAGAGAAAAGCCUGAGCCCUCCCCCAAAUCCCACCCCUUAUGUUGGCUAUUACACUUACUCCAACCUGACCUUCUAUGAGAUUAAAGUUGGGCCCACUGGGGUUCUGGUCAUGCAACAGUUUGGACCCCAUAUUGAAGAGCUGAUCCCUGAAAACUACCGGACAAUCAAGCUCCACCACCUGGAAGACCGAGUCUUCCAGGUGGUUUUUGACAAGGAGUUCCCAUGCAUUCUGCAGCUGGGCUCUGCCUCCGUCUCACUGGAGACCCAGGAUGGGCAGCUCUUUAAUUUCUAUCCUUUUGACCGCAAGGGUUUGUCUCCCGGCUUUGACGCCCCGGGACUAAACACGUACAAUGUGGUGCGCAUCCAUCGCAAGCCCGUGUUCUACAGCUAA